This is a messenger RNA of Dovyalis caffra, 990 nucleotides long. Lineage: Eukaryota; Viridiplantae; Streptophyta; Magnoliopsida; Malpighiales; Salicaceae. The record is from the annotation of a GenBank genome assembly.
AUGAGAGGGAUAGGUGCAAUUCUCCACAAAUUCUCAAUUGGGUUCUCUUUAAAAUGCCCAACAAACUCACUUUCAGUUCAAAGGAGUGGUUUACUUGGCAGCAAGAAUGCAAUAUCAUCAUUAUCUUCAUCGUAUAGUGGCAAUUGCUCUAGUUUGUUAUUGUUACAUGAAGAGAAACUUAGGGGUAGUAGUGGCUAUCCAGUCAAUAAUGUUAGAAAGAUAUGGACUUUCCCUCCUGUUUGUAUGGGCAGACGUUCUUGCAAAAUUGCUGGCAGAAAGGGAGCUCAAGAUGCAAAGAAGUCAAAAUUGUAUUGCAGGAUCGGGAAGGAAGUUGUGUCUGCUGUAAAGAAAGGUGGUCCAAAUCCAGAAUCAAAUACAGCUCUGGCUGCUUUAAUUGAUAAAGCCAAGGAACUUGAUGUACCCAAGGAAAUUUUGGAGCGUAAUAUUAAGAGGGCUUCUGAGAAGGGACAAGAGGCUUUCAUUGAGAAAAUUUAUGAGGUAUAUGGCUUUGGUGGAGUUAGUAUUGUAGUGGAGGUCUCAACAGAUAAAAUAAAGAGAUCUGUGGCAGCUAUCAGAGAGGUACUGAAGGAUUAUGGAGGAAAGAUGGCGGAUUCAGGAUCUGUAUUGUUCAAGUUUAGACGUGCCAGGGUUGUGAAUGUUAAAGUUACACAUGCUGACAGAGAUCAGCUCCUUGGCAUUGCAUUAGAUGCUGGUGCUGAGGAUGUUAUUGAACCUUCAAUAGAUGAAGAUGAUACAGAUGAGGAUAGGUCAGAAAGCUACUAUAAAGUUGUAAGUCCAGCAGAGAACUAUGCAGCAAUAUUGUCAAAACUGGGUGAGGAAGGAAUAAGCUUUGAGACUGAUAACGGCUCUGAGCUACUUCCUAUAACAACUAUUGAGGUAGAUGACGAGGCAGUAGAGCUGAACAAAGAACUCACGUCUCAAUUACUUGAACUUGAUGAUGUUGAUGCUGUUUACACAGACCAGAAGUAA